CUGCACUGCAGAACUGUACUGUACAUGUCAAGUACACAGGGAACUCAGGGAAACUAGAUAAAGAGUUAGUUGUACAAGCAGUAGCUCAAUAUAUGCAGAGCGACCUACCAGAGAUUGACAAGAAAGUUGGAGAAUUUAGAAAGCCUGGUUGGAACAAGUUGACCCUAUUUCUACCUCUCCUAUUCAAUGUACUGUACAUGUGCUUGUACACUAGCUUAACGCGGCAAACUAUUCUGACGCAAGUUCUCUUGUUGUUAAGUUGUUUCAUCUUCUUCAGAACACAAAACCUCCUUCAACGCUUCCAGGUCUGGAGUAAGAUACUGACCAGGUUCAACUCCGGGUUGAAGACGGACCAGUAUGAAAAACUGUACUCGGAGAAAACCAAAAUAGAACUGGUUGCAAUAUUUGUUUUUAUAGCAAGUUUUUUCCUCUGCGAUUCUGGCUGUGAUUUAAUAUUGUUCUGUGCGGCUAGCAUCCUUAGUAUUUUAUUAGUUGUAUACGAGAAGAGACUAGGACUACUCUACCUAUCUAUCUAUAUCGCUAUAUUGACUGGAAACCAGAGUAUUAGUGAGAAUAUUACAGUAUCAGAUCCUAAAAGUUUAUUGUUCUGUUCUCGAGUACUGGCUGGGGCUGUAGUUUUAAUAUCAACAGGUUUCAACGGUCUAAUUUCUUUGGUUUGGUUGAAUUUAUCCUACAUCGCUCACUUAGAAUCUAACCUGGAGAAAUCUCCAUCCUCUUCGUCCCGAAUCAUCAGUGUUGAAAGAUACCUGGAUCUAAACCUAGUUCUAAUCCUAGGGUUUAUCUACCUUCUCUAUCUAGCAUUCAAAACAAGGAAAGGAAGAUUGAUUUUGCUCUGUCUUUUAUUUCUGAAACUUGGUUCAGUGCAACAUCAUGAUCGAGAACAGUCCAGAGCUGUAUCAGAGCUAACAUGGUUGCAGUAUGAACAAAACUGUCUUCAGUCGUCUUCAAUCAGUACUACAGCAACAUGCGAGCACUACAGCGGGCUGUUGGUUGGAUGGAGGGGAGAAGUUGAAGCUGUUGUGAUCCACAGCAGACACAACAUCAUUCAACAGCUUGUAAAUCUAUUACCUAGGGUCGUUUUAGAAAAUAUACCAAUGACUUGCUGGUUUGGUGACAAGUAUAAAAACUGUACUCAGAAACCUACACAAACUGCAAGGGAUCUGUGCAAGUAUAAAUCUACUUCCUCUGACCCUGUCCAGCUUUGCCAUCUAGAAGCAUACUCCAGAUACGAGUACAUGAUAACUCUAAGGAUGGAGAAGGGGUUGUUCUCCAGGUCUACCCCUCUACAGGUGAUGGUUCAGCAUCCUCUAGGAGCUAGUGUUCAAGGACUCAAACCCGGGGACCAACUUCACUUUGUUGGAAGGUUACAAGGAGUCAUUGCAGGCAAUGGUCCUAGAGUUAGUUUAAUUUCCAUACUCGAGAAAUAGUUUAUGAUUUUAAAAAAAUAUUCUACCUUCAUCCUAUCCUACAUCCUAUCCUACCUCUAUCCUAUCCUACCUUCAUCCUAUCCUACCUUUAUCCAAUCCUACCUUCCUACCUCCAUCUAAUCAUACCUCCAUUCUAUCAUACCGAAAAUAAAUUGUAAGUUUGCAAAAAUAUAGAAAAUUGUAAAGAUGCAUAAAACAUAAUUUCUAGCUCACAUCUGUAGUAAUAUCAAUAAACUCUAAAUUAUUAAUUUAUUUGUAAAAUUAACUAGAACAUAAAAUGACAAUAAAUUGUAGAUUCUUCUAAUAAAUCAAAGAAGAAAAAAUAA
Molecule: messenger RNA, 1774 nt
Organism: Eurytemora carolleeae
Lineage: Eukaryota; Metazoa; Arthropoda; Copepoda; Calanoida; Temoridae
Exons: 16
Coding region: 93-1448 (451 amino acids)
Biological process (GO): endoplasmic reticulum unfolded protein response; calcium ion homeostasis
Cellular component (GO): endoplasmic reticulum membrane
Source: RefSeq, a predicted model, not a curated record